AAUAAAAUAAAAAUAAAAAGCUUCUCUUGCAAUUCUCUCUUCCCUCAUAAAUAGAGAUGCAGUAAGACUAUAAAUAUUGACCAGUGUCCUAGAGAGAGAAACUCGCCGCUUUUAACACUUUUUUUUUUUCUGGUUUUUUUUUUUGGUUAAGCAGUAAGCACUAAGCACAUAUCUCGAGCACACACACAAGUUAUUCCCACAAGUUGUAGACGACAGAAGAAGAUCGAUGGAUUACGGAGACGACGAUCGUAGCUCCUCAUGGAAUUGGCAAGUGGAUAACUAUAAUCACCAACCUCAGUCUCAUUUCUCGGAUGUGCCUGACUGCACGAUGACUGAAGUCACAUUGAACCAAGAAGAUCACUCGUACAUGUUUGAUGAUGAAAAUACUCCUGUGAAGGCAUGUAGCGAGUUGGGUUACCAUGUCACAACAGAGGACACGAACAGGAAAAUGGAAGUGCACAGUGAGACACGCUCUGCUUUAAAAAGGCGUCGGAUGUUGCAGUUUGAAGACCAACCUGAAACAUCCCUUUUCAGCAGUGAGAGUUUCUCUGCAAUCUUAAAAUCAAGUGCUAGAGAUGACACAUUUGAUGAGCUUUUACCCGAAGGGUCUCAGCUUAUAGAAGGGUUUUCAGAAGACGCUUCUGCCUCUAGCUUCGAGGGCCUUGAUCUGUACGCUGAAGAGUGGUAUGCUGAUUGCUUAAAUGAUGCUGAGACUCCAAUGCUACCUGAUGACUUAAACUUUGGUUCACCUGAUGUUCAAGUAGAUAUUUCAGAGUAUUUGAAUGUGCCACCAGAAACAGAGACUAGGGAAGUUCAGCGGCCUGUGACUCGAUCUUCUCCAAAUGUUAUCUUUAAAGGUAGGAAAUCGUUUUCAAGGCCAGUUUCAAAGCUACCAUCUUCAAUCAUCUAUCCAUUUGCAUUCAUCAAACCAUGUGGGGUUCACGGUGGAAUGACUCUCAAGGACAUAAACCAGAAAAUCCGAAAUCCACCAGCAAAACCAAAGGCACACAUAGAAGAGCCUGCAGUGAUCCAAACUUCAGCAUUCUCAGGGAAACCCGUUGUUGGAAAGACUAAAAUCCGCACCGAAGGAGGAAAAGGAAGCAUCACGAUAAUGAGGACUAGAGGCUAAAGCUAAGUUAAGUAAGUAGUAAUAAGCUGAUAGAAGGUUUUAAAAAUUCACUGCAGAAAACUUUUAAACUUUUUGCCUUAUUCUCAGAGGCCCUUAAAUCCUUUUUAUCGGAUAUAGUUCCAGUCAAGGGCCUUUUUAUCGGUACAGCGGCUAAAAACUCUUCAAGAUCUUAUUAUGAAUCAUGUUCUUGUCUCGUUUUUGUAUCUGUAGUAUGAAAGAAAACUUUAAAGAUCUGUUAGCCAUGUGGUAGAUAUUUUUGUUUGUAUAAAGUCCCUGGUUCUCAAUGUUACCUGAAACUUGUCUCUCUCUCUGGUUGGACUGCUAUACAAAGUAUAAGCAAGUUUUGUUAUCCAUUACAUUGCAGUGAAACGUUGCGUUUCAUGGUCAAGAAGAG
This is a messenger RNA of Arabidopsis thaliana (thale cress), 1523 nucleotides long. It is a transcript of the gene XRI1, whose product is annotated as x-ray induced transcript 1. Bases 227 to 1129 code for a protein of 300 amino acids. The transcript is spliced from 10 exons. Lineage: Eukaryota; Viridiplantae; Streptophyta; Magnoliopsida; Brassicales; Brassicaceae. Gene Ontology annotation, biological process: male meiotic nuclear division; female meiotic nuclear division. Gene Ontology annotation, cellular component: nucleus. The record is from RefSeq and is marked reviewed.